Molecule: messenger RNA, 1481 nt
Organism: Lolium rigidum
Lineage: Eukaryota; Viridiplantae; Streptophyta; Magnoliopsida; Poales; Poaceae
Product: serine/threonine-protein phosphatase PP2A-2 catalytic subunit-like
Exons: 11
Coding region: 243-1244 (333 amino acids)
Biological process (GO): mitotic cell cycle; peptidyl-serine dephosphorylation
Cellular component (GO): cytosol
Molecular function (GO): protein serine/threonine phosphatase activity
Source: RefSeq, a predicted model, not a curated record
AGAGUCACCGGCCGGCCACCGCGAGGCACCACCGCCCGUGCGGCGAGGCAACUCUCGGAAGGGAAAUAGAAAUAGCUACGCGGCCGCCUAUCCUACUGCCGCCUCGCACCUUUCGCGCUUCAACCUCCACAUCGUCUUCCAGCUCGCGGCCGCCCGUCCGGUAGAUCUAGGAUUCGGGUCCGCAGUGCCGGUGGUCGAAGGGCGACGGCGAGGGGGGAGGAGUCCACGCGUGCGAGGAGAGGAUGGGGAGCCUCCAGGGCGGACUCGACGAGCAGAUCGAGCAGCUCAUGCAGUGCAAGCCCCUUGCCGAACCCGAGGUGCGGGCACUGUGUGAGAAAGCUAAAGAGAUAUUGAUGGAGGAAAGCAAUGUUCAGCCUGUGAGAAGUCCUGUUACUAUAUGUGGUGAUAUUCAUGGGCAGUUUCAUGAUCUCGCAGAACUAUUCCGAAUUGGUGGAAAGUGCCCUGACACAAAUUACCUAUUUAUGGGAGAUUAUGUGGACCGUGGUUACUAUUCUGUUGAAACUGUAUCGGUACGACUACCAAUCAUGCCUCGUCCUUUAGCAGUACUUGAAAGCUUAAGUGCUAACUUCGUGUUUGAAAUCAAACAGCUCUUGGUAGCCUUAAAAGUCCGUUAUCCACAGCGAAUUACGAUUCUUAGAGGAAACCAUGAGAGCCGACAGAUCACUCAAGUUUAUGGAUUUUAUGAUGAGUGCUUGCGGAAGUAUGGAAAUGCUAAUGUAUGGAAAACCUUUACGGACCUCUUUGACUAUUUUCCCUUGACAGCAUUGGUUGAGUCGGAGAUAUUUUGCUUGCAUGGUGGACUAUCACCAUCCAUCGAGACUCUUGAUAGCGUUCGUAGCUUUGAUCGUGUCCAAGAAGUUCCCCAUGAGGGGCCUAUGUGUGAUCUUCUAUGGUCUGAUCCUGAUGAUCGAUGUGGGUGGGGCAUUUCACCUCGUGGCGCAGGAUAUACCUUUGGCCAGGAUAUAUCAGAACAAUUUAACCAUACCAAUAACCUUAAACUGAUAGCAAGAGCUCAUCAGUUAGUUAUGGAGGGAUUUAACUGGGCACAUGAACAAAAGGUGGUGACAAUAUUCAGCGCACCUAAUUACUGUUACCGCUGCGGUAACAUGGCCUCAAUCUUGGAGGUGGAUGAUUGCAGGGAGCAUACUUUCAUCCAGUUUGAGCCAGCUCCAAGGAGAGGAGAGCCUGAUGUGACUCGAAGAACACCUGACUAUUUCUUGUAAUGUAGCUUAGGUUGCUACUGCUAUGUCAGUAGAUAUGUGAUAGUUAGAUGUGGUUUGGGCUGUGAUAAUCUUUUUUCUUUAGAUCUGGUGCAUUCAUACCUGGCUGUGAUAUGUUCAUUUUGGGCUUGUGUGGUGCCGUUCCUGGAAAAUGCCUAAUAUUAUAAGCAGCAAACAAACAACUUUGUUUUGGUUUUGUUAGAUGAGCAACAUGCAAUGAUAAUCUUGCACCCUUGUCAA